GGGUAAUGGAUUAAUAUGAGGCUUCAAAAAAAGUGUAAUGUCCACAUAAUUGAAUGAACUACUUGGGCUAUUAAUUUUAGUGGAAAUUAUAUAAUGAGCAAAAAAAUUAUGAGAUCUACAUAAAACCAACUGAAGAAUCUCCAAGUUCACUGUAUAUGACAGAAAAAAAAAAAAAAAAAAAGGCAACUUCCCUCUUGUCACAGAGCUCCUUCCCCCUUCUGUUACACAUUGCCUUUCCUGCUGGAGAAAUGAGCACCAGACUGUCUGAAAUCCUCCAAAAUUAAGCAACAGGAAUAGAACGUUAGGGCGCAGCGCUCACGCCGACGCAGACGAGCUCAUCCGAUGACGUCGGCCGACGGGUUUUCUAAAGCUGAGGACCGAACGUGAGCGACAGUCCCCCGGAGCACAGAGCGACGGCAGCCAGCGAGAAAGAAGAGAAGCAGGAUGUUCAUGAACAUCAGCGAUGGUGAGGAGAACGCCACGUUCUCCUGCUAUAACCCCUCGGUGGUGGAGUACCGCUACUUCGGCGUGCUGUGGGGCUCCCUGGUGACUCUGGUGGGGACGGUGGGAAACAUCCUGACCAUGCUGGCCUUCGUCGCCGACCGCCGCCUGCGAACCCCCUUCAACGUGCUCAUCGUGAACCUGGCCGUAGCGGACCUGUUGUACUGCAGCGUCCUACAGCCGGUCAGCGUUGACUCCUACCUGUACCUGCGCUGGCGCGGUGGGGCCAGCUGGUGCCGGGUCUUCGGCCUGCUGCUCUUCCUCUCCAAUUCGGUGUCAAUCCUCACCCUCUGCCUGAUUGCCGCCGGCCGCUACAUCCUCAUCGCGAAGCGGGCGCUCUUCCAGCGCGUCUUCUCGGGUCUCGGCCUGGCCCUGCUCCUAUCCGCCACUUGGGCCGUGGGGCUCGCCAGCUUUGGCCCGCUCUGGCCUUUCUACGUCUUCACCCCGCAAGUGUGCACCUGCAGUUUCCACCGCAGCCGUGGGCGUCCCUACACGACCGUGCUCCUCUUCCUGUACUUCUUCCUCGGCCUCGGCUGCGUGGGCCUCUUCUACCUUCUCAUUUACCGGCGGGUGAGGGUGGCGGCCGGGGCACUUCAGAAGUACAGGCUCAGCCGGCGCUCAUCGCGCAAGAAGCCGGCGGGUGGCGAGGACACCACAGAGGGUGACAGCGGUGUUGUCAGUGGCACGGUGACGCACAGCAGCGAGAUCAGCGGCCCCAGCGAGGGGUCCAUCACACAAGCCCAGAACCAGCUCCCCAAGAAGCCCCAGGCCAAUCAUAGCUCUGAUCCCAUCUCAAAACCAGGUCCCAGGGCCACAUCACAAGGAGGGAAACUCGAAGCUGGGCCAACUGGGUCGCCGAACGACGAUGGGGAGUUCGCCCGUGUCACCAGGAUGUGCUUCAUCGUCUUUGUCUGCUUCACCUGCUGCUUUGUCCCCUUUAUCCUGCUCAACAUCUUAGACCGAGGCAACCGCGCUCCGCAAGUUGUGCACAUGCUCUGCGCCAACCUCACCUGGCUCAACAGCUGCAUCAAUCCCGUGCUAUACGCCGCCAUGAACCGCCAGUUCAGCCAGGCCUACCGCGCCCUGCUGACACGCGCUUUGUGGCCAGUAACAGCACUUUGUAGGCGAUGAGAAUCUUCCGGUGUCUUCCAGGCAAAGUCUAGGUCUGUUUCAAGUGUGUAGCCUAAUAAAAAACUAAUAAAAAAAGGAAAAAAAAAAGGUAGGAGGUGUACACCAAAGUUGUUUAAAAACUAACCAUUCAUUAUGAAUUUAAGCAAAAUUAGUGAAAAAUUAUGUCUUAUGAUUAUGGUCAGGAGACAGCAUACAGUACCUUUACAAGCCACUUGAUGUUUAAAAGCUGGAACUGCAAUUUUUGUUUGAAAAUGUAUAUUGUCAGCCUGCAGCGGCUCAUUUCUCCAUCUAUCUUCCAAAUGUUUCCUGCUCUUAGCAGAGGAACCUCAUUGACAGAGAUGAAAAACAGCAGCCCAGGUAGUAAUAGCAACUUAAGUAUUAAUAUUAAACUAUUGUCUGGGUUUGAGCAGAUAGGAAUCUAAAGACAUGGGAGAAUUCUUGACAUCUUGGCCCAGGUCACCAUAUAUGAUUAUCAACCUUGCCUUCCAUGAUCAGACCUGAGCUACGCUUUUUUGCUUUAGAAGGAACUGAAAAAGACAUGAAAAUGGGGA
Scleropages formosus (Asian bonytongue) is the source of this 2183-nucleotide messenger RNA. It is a transcript of the gene gpr84, whose product is annotated as G protein-coupled receptor 84. The transcript has 2 exons. NCBI's taxonomy places the organism in Eukaryota, Metazoa, Chordata, Actinopteri, Osteoglossiformes, Osteoglossidae. The record is from RefSeq and is a predicted model, not a curated record. The coding region runs from base 445 to 1632 and encodes 395 amino acids. Gene Ontology annotation, cellular component: plasma membrane. Gene Ontology annotation, biological process: neuropeptide signaling pathway. Gene Ontology annotation, molecular function: urotensin II receptor activity.